ACCGGACCUCAACCAAACUAAACUAAAGUACCAAACAAACCCUAAAAAGGGGUCACGUGUGCGUCUGGGGGUAUGAAUGUGCGGCGACGUUUUAUCGGACAGACUUCCUCUCUCAAGUCUCAAUGUCUGGACAGCGACGCAGGGAGCAAAGUUUCGCAGUCACAUAAUAGUUAUCUUUCUUUAUUAUUAUUAUUAUUUUUAUUUAUCACUAUUAUUAUUGUUAUUAUUAUUCAUAUUAAUAUCCUCAUUUUUUUAUUUCAAAUUUUUUUUUUUCUUUCUAAAACCUAAAAAUUCACACUUAUCAAGCUUCUCUCUCCCUCUCUCUCGUUUAUCCAUUUCUUCUUCUUUCGCCGACAAAAUAACCGCCAAAUCUCCUUUCAAUUCGAGCAGUCUCUCUCUCUCUCUCUCUCUAUAUAUAUAUAUAUAUAUAACUAAUUUUCUCUCCUCCUUCAGGUACAAGUUAAAGACUAUUUAUUGGAAACUACUAUGCAUUCAUGGAAUUAGUACCCUAGCGGGAUUGAUGUAGAUUUGAGGACGUCCAAACAGGCCUGCUAUUUGUUUACUGGCUCAAGAUUUUGAACAUCAAACCUGGCAUCACAAACUUCUUCUCCAGAUAGAUAUUUACAGAUACACUUCUUAGUGUUUGAGAACUACUGUUAAAUGUCAAAAGUUGAUAUGGCAGUCAUUAAACCUGAGAUGAUGAAAUCCUAUAUCUGGCUUCAGACUGCUGAUGGUUCAAUUCAGCAAGUGGAACAAGAGGUUGCUAUGUUUUGCCCCAUGAUAUGUCAUGAAAUUAUACAAAAAGGCCUGGGAUCGUCCAAGAACUAUGCAAUAUCUCUUCCACAACGAGUCAAUCCUGCAAUGUUGAGCCUGAUUCUUGAUUAUUGCAGGUUUCAUCAAGUACCAGGUCGCUCUAACAAGGAGCGGAAGUCUUUUGAUGAAAAGUUCAUUCGAAUGGACACAAAAAGACUCUGUGAGUUGACUUCUGCUGCUGACAGCCUCCAGCUGAAGCCUUUGGUCGAUCUUACUAGUCGUGCACUUGCAAGAAUUAUUGAAGGAAAAACCCCUGAGGAGAUACGUGAGAUAUUUCAUUUACCUGAUGAUCUUACAGAGGAAGAGAAGCUUGAACCUUUGAAGAACACAACCGAUGAUCCAAGAAUCCGACUUUUGAAUCGACUCUAUGCUAAGAAGAGGAAAGAACUAAAAGAGAGACAAAAACUAAAGAAUGUUGAGGCUCAAGAAGAAUGCGUGGAUGACCGCUCAGUUGAUGACCUCUUAUCAUUUAUUAACGGAGGAAAUAAAGUUUCCAAAGGGUUAAAAACGCCAAAGAAUAAAAAGAAGCAGCAAAGAAGAAAAGAUCAGCAAAAGAGCACUUCUUUAAAUGAAGCCAUUGAGACACAUAAAAAGGAAACAAAUGGUCUAAAUUCUUCGUGUCAUACUGCUGAGGUUGAUAAUGAAUUACAGUCUAUUACCAGUGAGACCUCAAAGUCACAAGGUGUGGAGGAUGAGAUUUUUGCCCCUAAAGUUGAGUUUGAUGAUGUUGAUAUUGAUGAUGAGAUUGAUCCAGCACUAAAAGAAAAAAUUGAUAGGGAGGUUGAAGAUUUUGCUCGGAGACUGAAUUCAGAUUGGCCUGAAAGAAUGCAGGAGCUUCUAUCUUUGAGUCAAGAGAAAAGGCCAGGUCAUUUUGCAAUUAAUGGCAAUGGUGCCUUGGGAGGAUAUGGAGAGCCAGCACUAUGCUUUAGAACCUCAACACACUGAGCCAUCACCAUCAUGUUCUACAAUAACUCAUGAAAUGCUUUGUUUGGAUGGAGAGGAUCAGAUCCGGAGCAGAAAUGAAUUUUGCAGUAUGGCUAUUUCCUAGGGUUGCCAAUUGCUGGAACAAUUUUGACCGGAUGCUAAUACUCUGUUUAUGAAUGGCACCAACAGAAGAUGUGAAUCCACGUGUAAGUUUUUUCACAUUAUUUAUUUAUUCUUUUUUUCCCAUUGAAAGCAAAAAAGAAAAAGCAAAGAAAAGAAUUUAUUGUGCCUUUAUAGGAGGUGAUUUUGAUUGUGGGGGUGACCUUUUGUACUUUUUAAGCGAAGUAAUAAAUGGGAAAAAUGUUCCAUCAGACAGUUCCAUUCAAUUGUCAUAAGUUUGUGAGGUUCACCAAUAAUGAGGAUGCAAUUAUUGGUGAUUUCUCUUUCCAUGAAAAAAGGACAUAGGAGGAGAGACAUUGUUAGCCUUUUACGAAAGUUCUAUUUUGAAUUAAAUAUUUUCUUUGAAAGAUACAUUUAACCA
This is a messenger RNA of Ricinus communis (castor bean), 2278 nucleotides long. RefSeq names its product SKP1-like protein 21. The record is from RefSeq and is a predicted model, not a curated record. Gene Ontology annotation, biological process: SCF-dependent proteasomal ubiquitin-dependent protein catabolic process. Lineage: Eukaryota; Viridiplantae; Streptophyta; Magnoliopsida; Malpighiales; Euphorbiaceae. Gene Ontology annotation, molecular function: cullin family protein binding. Gene Ontology annotation, cellular component: nucleus; cytoplasm. Bases 661 to 1758 code for a protein of 365 amino acids. The transcript has 10 exons.